GAAAGUCCACCGAGGAUAAUUGUGCGCGGGACAAACACGACUAGGCGUAGACUACCCGCAUCCGUGUCGACGCGUCUGAACCCGACGCGCUAGACUGCGAGAAGGAUCAGGGUACAUGUUAGAGCCUACCGACAACGACCCCAACAAAGACAAGCAUGAUGCGUACUAGCCCAUCGAACACGUGUUCAACAAGGACCAGCGGAAUGAGCGGGAGCUGGCCGAGGACGAACCCAGCAAGCAGAAGCAUGCAGACGAGUGGCUGCCGCUGCCGGCCUGUGCAAAUGGGAGAGCAGACGGGGCAGAUGGGUCGAGAGAGGGUACACGGGGCAGGCAAGUCGGCAGAUGGCACGGGCGGCGAGAUGGCAGACAACACGGCGAGACAGCAGACAAUGCGAGAGAGAAUAGACUAUGCUGCUGAUGUGACUGUGUCGACGAUGACCAUACAUUUUAGUGUAGUUUACCCACUAUUGUUACUCUUGGUACAAUGAAACAAUCAGCGCUCUCGAGCCAUUGAUGUACGAGCAAUAAUAUUGUGGCUACUGCAAUUAUCGGAAU
Fomitopsis serialis is the source of this 555-nucleotide messenger RNA. RefSeq lists its product as uncharacterized. The coding region runs from base 156 to 488 and encodes 110 amino acids. Lineage: Eukaryota; Fungi; Basidiomycota; Agaricomycetes; Polyporales; Fomitopsidaceae. The record is from RefSeq and is a predicted model, not a curated record. The transcript is spliced from 2 exons.